AUGCAAGCUGUCAAAUGGUAUAAAACAAAAGAAUUAAUCCCCAGAUCAAAUGCAGGAUCAAGACUGGCAGUAGAUGUUGUGAGUUGUGAGCUGGUUGUAAAAAAUAUUCUUCCACACAAAAGCCAGAAAGUCAGAGAAUUUCAGGGUCAAACUGUCAAAGACAUACCUAAGCAAACAGAAGACUCUCCAAAGAUUAAAAUUCAUAUCAAUCUUUGCCCUAUUCUGGCUGCUGCCAAGACCAGAGAGGCAGAAGAUAGCGAUUGUUGUGAACCAGAUGGCACUGUGGAGGUCGGUGCACACUGUGAUGGUAGAGAUAUGAUUCAAAAGCAGCAAGUGGCAACAACCAAAGAGCAACAGGCAGCAGCCCAGCAAGAGAUACUCAACCAAGGUCUCAAAUCAGAUGUCUCAAAGGCAACCUGGUUGGUUAAACGUACGUCAUUACCAGCCAUCAGUAAACCAUACCAGAAGUGCUCAUCAUACUCAGUCCACAUGAGACAGACAGCAUCACCUUGUCCUUUGCCUCUAAUUAACAUUUCAAAUCAAAGUGUUCUGCCCAGCCCUUCCAGCGUGAUCAAAACCCAUGGAAUUAUAAGACCAUUUCCAAAGUUGCUCCAGCAGCACAACAGAUCUCAGACAAACUGUGAAAUGACCUUCAAAAGGUUGUCUCAGCUUCAGCUCCCUGAUGCACAAAUCCCCAGUGCUGAUGUCCUGCUGGAGAAAGUGAAAGAGAGCGCGAGGAAGUGGGAGAAGGAGAAGGUGGUACUUGCACGUGUCGAUCAUCUCUCUCUGGCAGGGGCUUUGCAGUCCCUCAGGGAAGGAUUGUUAGAGCUGCAGGACCCCGCCAACCCUUUUGUCAGGAAAAUGGUCAGAUGCCCCAGGACUGAGCCAAGCAGAUUCCAGGAGAUGAAUGUUUCUAUGAAAGAAAGUGCCCUGAAAAACAACCACAGACUUGCAGUUGAGGGGAAGCAGCCUGUAACCCUCAGCUGGUGCAAAAGGCAUCAAACUACUCUUUCUUCAGUGUCCUCUGAUCAAAAAAUGUAA
Molecule: messenger RNA, 1041 nt
Organism: Scleropages formosus (Asian bonytongue)
Lineage: Eukaryota; Metazoa; Chordata; Actinopteri; Osteoglossiformes; Osteoglossidae
Exons: 3
Coding region: 1-1041 (346 amino acids)
Source: RefSeq, a predicted model, not a curated record